Molecule: messenger RNA, 4345 nt
Organism: Bufo gargarizans (Asiatic toad)
Lineage: Eukaryota; Metazoa; Chordata; Amphibia; Anura; Bufonidae
Gene: RCAN1
Product: regulator of calcineurin 1
Exons: 4
Coding region: 201-800 (199 amino acids)
Biological process (GO): calcium-mediated signaling
Cellular component (GO): nucleus; cytoplasm
Molecular function (GO): calcium-dependent protein serine/threonine phosphatase regulator activity; nucleic acid binding
Source: RefSeq, a predicted model, not a curated record
CCUUCUUCCCGGUUACUUGGAACAGGGCUUUGCACAGGAAUCCGCUGCCCCAUAGGACCCAAUCUGCCGGGUUUGGCUGGGAGGAGUUGUGGCGGCCGCCUUAUAAACACAGUUUGGUGUUGGCACUGCUUCCUUAAGUGUCUUGCUCAGGUCUUGAAACUUCUUAGUCAGCUCCGCUCUGCCCUCCGCAAACACUCAAGAUGCAUUUCAGAAACUUCAACUACAGCUUUGCUUCCUUGGUGGCCUGUGUGGCCGAGAACGACAUCUUCUAUCAGAGCGAUGUCAGGACCAAGUUUGAGUCUCUGUUCAGAGCGUACGAUAAAGACACCACCUUUCAGUACUUUAAGAGCUUCAAGAGAGUGAGGAUCAACUUCAGUAACCCGUUGUCAGCAGCAGAGGCCAGAAUCCAGCUUCACAAGACAGAGUUCCUGGGGAAGGAGAUCAAGUUGUACUUCGCACAGACCUUGCACAUAGGAAGUUCUCACCUGGCACCCCCAAACCCCGAGAAGCAAUUCCUUAUCUCUCCUCCCUCCUCCCCUCCUGUGGGCUGGAAACAGGCAGAAGACGCCACCCCGGUUAUCAACUACGAUCUCCUGUACGCCAUCUCAAAACUCGGGCCAGGUGAGCAGUAUGAACUACACGCCGCCACAGACACCACCCCCAGCGUGGUCGUCCAUGUCUGCGAGAGCGAUCCCGAGAACGAACUGGAGGUGGAAGAAGACGAGGAUGGCAUGAGCAAACCCAGACCAAAAAUCAUUCAGACGAAAAGGCCAGACUACAUGCCCAUCCACCUGAGCUGAAGAGGAGGACAGACGCAGUUUGAGGACAGACGUCCGUUUCACUCCAUGAAAUUUUUGUAAACCUGAGAACGACAGAACUCAGCGUGAAGCACAGAGGCGGCAGAAGCCGAAUUUAUACAGAACUCGGCUUUUCCGAACUGGUGUCUUUUUUUUUUUUUUUUUUCUUUUUGGCUUGUUUUUGUAAUCGGCCGGGCAGCGCCCUCGCGUUUUGUAUAGUCCAUUGGGCCUUAUAAAACAAUCAAACAAUCAAGGGGGAGAGCAAAUGCCGUUUUUUUUUUUUUUUAGGCCUCUUUUUAUUUUUCUUGCCUUUUCGAUGAUCUAGGUUAAUGGAAUAGUGAGGGCUGGAUGCUUGAUGGCCUGUCGCGUGCAGAGACGCGGGCGGCUUCACCGUUAACCUACCUUUGUAUAUAUUUGCUGGUAUGCGCACAUCUGUUCAUUGCGAGCAGGGAGGAAGAAGGCAGUUUUUUUUUCCAUUUUUAAUUAUUAUUCUGCAUGUGAACUCAAUGCCGACAUAUUUUCUAUCAUAGAUUUUAGUUUUAGAUUUUUUUUUUUCGUUUUCCUCCCCGAUUGCCGGUGGACCCCGUGACAUCCCUCGCGGAAAAAACUGAAUGAAUCGUUGGUGAUAUUAUUUUACAACUCUGUUGUAUGGAACACAAGAUGGAAAGUUUAAACAAAAAAACUAAAAACUUUGGACUUUCCACCCUACCGAUUGAUCGUAUGGCAAUGUCAAUGACUUUAGUCUCGUAGCUUUUUUUUUUUUCAAUGUAUACGCUGUCCGUGUGAUCCUGGAAAAGAUCAUAAGAUAAAGUAUGCAAUACCUGCUACCUGUGUGCUGCUUUCCCCACUGUGACUACCGUAUAGGUUUGGAAAUUCAAAAUGGCGUCAGUCGUCUCCAAUCAACUGACCGUCGACCACAGUUUACAGUAAUUAAAGGGGUUUUCCACCAUAUUGUGCCGCAUCAGUGAUCCUGAGCUUGCUUAGGUACAGAAUUUGGGCAUCUCCCAUUGACUUUAAUGGAAAAUGACCUCUUCCAGGAACGGCGCCAGACCCAUUCUCCCGCUAGGCCGGAGUCCCAGGAGUCAGUCUCGCGCUUUUAUGGUGUAUACCGUCAAAAAACCCUUUAAAAAAGAUGUAUGAAAUUUCCUAAAACUUACUAUGUUGACCAUAGCGACCAAUCAAUGCUCAGAUUUCAUAUUUCACAGCGCUAACCCCAUAGUCUCUCCUUUGAGAGAGACCGCAUAGAUGCCAACAGCCCCGCAUUUUCAAGGACUGUCCCUAACUUUCAGAGAUGGUUCCAAAUUCGGGCUAUCCCGAGCCGAAAAUGGGCAGGGCUUAAGUAAGCUCCACCGAUACGUUUGUUUGGGGGCGUUGCCUAGGGCGGGGCUUACAGGUCCCAAAUUUACCAGCUUCAGUUUCGGUAACAGACAGAUAUAUGAUAGAUGACUAUCUACUAGCAUCUAAAAAGUCAGGAAAUAUUAUCCCCGCUCUGGGAACGCUGCUCUAUCCCCUACGCUAGUAUGGAUGCACCUGGAUAAGGGGUAUCCUUGUCGGACCCUAUCAUUUACGGUGGUCACAGCUGGACGCUUAUCGGUGUCUUUUAGUCCCCAUUGAGACCCUCACUAAACUUGGUGAAUGACCUCAUCACUAGAUGGCGAGACUACAAAUGGCUGCCUCUGCUUUGUGCCCCUAAAAUUACUCUCGUCAACUACUCCCCCCCCCCCCCCCAUCCAUUAUAAUUGACUUUGUGGCACCACCCAUUUACAAGAAAAUACAAUUUUCUUUGCAAUUCCAUGUCCUGCCAGAGGGUGGUGCUGGUAAUAGCGCCGAUCUGUAUACAUAUGUAAAUAAGUAGAGAAGGCUUAAAGGCUAUGAACACCUUUUGGGGGCGAUUUUUAUUUUUUUAUUGAAUUGUACUCAUUUUGAACUAAAAAUCAUUUUGUUCAAUUGGUCUUUAUGGGAAAUUUGGAGCCCUUUUCUCUGCACAGCCUUGAGAUUCUCUAGUAGCCUGCUGUCUGUUUUCACUCUGUUCCAUCCGGCAGCUCAGCUGAUGGCUCCUUAUCUCGCACCUCUAACCUUAUACAAUACUCAUUAUAUCUCAUUUCAUCUUACUGAUAAGAAUGUGGCUUAAAUAAGUGUCUAUGACUUUUUAGUAAUUUAGUGAUGAGGUUUAUUAGAUGACUGUACAAAGUAAAAGUACCAUUAACACAGCUAAACAGUUAACCUUUAGUGAGAGAACUUCUGAAUGUUUUUAAUAAAGACCAAUUGAAAAAAUUAUUUUUAACCCAAAAUGAGCAAAAUGCAAUCAUAAAAAGGUGUUCAUAGCCUUUACAUCACGCACAAGAUAGAUCAACGACACUUUCCCAGUAUAAACCCCGUGUAUGUAUUAUGCUUUGUUUUUGCUUUUUUUGCUUUUACAUUUGAUUAUACGUAGGAUUUAGCGGGGCGACGUGUGCCUUUCCUUUUUCUUUGUAGAAAUUUGCCCCUUUCUAUAUCUUUUUAAUAGUUGGUGCACUGAUUUCUAACAGCCAAUCAGAUUUUUAGUGUUCAUAAAUCUCAUUUGCAUUGAAAUGAUCCCUUGGUGACGUGUGCUGUAAACCAUAGCCACCAGGUGGCGCCGCUUUUCUGUCCUACAGUAGGGAACGACCGGUGGUCCGCUCUUUCUUAAAAUCUCUGCAGUGGCCUUCGAAUGUGAAGGAUCUUAUACACCUUAGUGCCCCAGAUGAUUUUUUAUUUUUUUUUACAUUUUUGUUGGUGACCUGUGGAUGAUGUAUACCAUUGUAUGGGUAUAUAGUGGUUUAAGUUCGGGUCAUACGGUCAGAGAUUUUAUCUACCAUAGUCCUCUUAGACGUGAUGUUCUUCCCCGCCAUAACACCCAGAUGUAAAGUGAACACAGCCUCAUUUGUGUACAAUGCGGGACAGUAGUGACAUCAUGUUUUUUGGUCUACACUUAGAAACUGCAAAAAAAUAAAAAUAAAACGCCUGAACGAGCCGAGCAUCUAUGCCAGCUGGACACGGUCAGGAAAGUUUCAGCUUCAACAUAUAUGGCUAUUAUUCACACGUUGUGGUGCAUUUUAAGAAAACUGUGACAUGGCCGCAUGGGAUCGCAGCCUAAAUGUGAAUGAGAUUGUAGCCUCUAUAGUAGAUAUUGGAUGCGUGGUGUUGUCGGGGUAUGGUACACUGUCCACAAUGGCCUUUUUGGUCAAAGCAAUCACAAAAUACACCCCCCCCCCCACCCACUGUACACUCACCCCUCCACUUGUCCGAUGUUCUGAUACGUGGCACCAUCGAUUCAGCAUUUGUCGUGUCAGUGUUCACUACAGCGCAGGCAUGCUAUUCAAGCACGAGGAAGCUCAGGAUGAAUGGGGAUAUCAAUCCCACCAGUAGUAGAACGUGGUUAUGAGAUGCUAUGUAGAUACGAAACGUCUGAUAAACUGGUCAAUGAUUCCAUUGAUUUUUACUGUCUGAUUGCAAACUGGACGUCUCCAUUUUUUGUCCGUUGUGUAAAUGUCUCAAGACAAUAAACUUCCUUUGUAUUAGUGCGUUUA